AUGGGGGCUACUCCCACCACGCUGCACCCCUCUGCACGAGGCCGGUUGCUGGAGGCAAGGACGCACUUCCUGCACAAGGGGCAGCACUCACGAGAAGCCUGCAGCAGUACCACCAGCAUCACGGACUCUCAGUUGCUGCAGCAGCACCUGCAUCAGCAGCUGCAGCAGUUGGGCUCCACGCACCUUUCUGACGCCGAAAUAGCAGAUGUUAUAGAAGGACGCGUGCCCUUGCUGCUGCAGAUCGAUGGCAGUAGGGGGCCCCCUCUGAAGGUAUGGGUACAGAGGGCUUUGCGGCAGCAGAACUCAGGGCUUGCUGAGGGGGAGGCGGUGCUGCAGUGGGGGCCCCAGUUGCAGUUGGUGUGUACAGACAGCCAGAUUGCCUCACAGCUGCGAGUCCUUUGGGGCAGAGUUUCUGCAGCAGCAUCAGGAGAGGCUGCUGCUGUUGCUGCUGCAGUGACGACGCCGCUAAGCUGCGACCGCGAGCUUGACCUUCCAGUGUUGCGUUGCUGCAGCAGCAGCUGCUGCAGCACAAGUCCUGAUGUUUAUACUGAGCUCAGCUCCUCAGGCCUCGCCCUUCUGCGCGUUUCGGCCCCUCCUACUCCCUGGGUGACGGCGUGCUUAUGGAGAAAGCGUUUCUAUUCUACAGUCGUUGGCUUGCUGCAGCAGCAGCAGCAGCAGCAGCAGCAACAGCAACUGCUGCUGCCGCAGCAUGGGAAUGAAGAAACUGUCGCUACACAGAUUGCUGAUACCUUGCCCAUUCGUCUGUGGCAAAUUGAAUGGCUGAGGCUGCAGAGGCUGUUUCGAGAGUCGCUUCAAGCGCUGUUCAAUACACUGCAGCAGCAGCAGCAGCAGCAGCAGCAGAAACCAUCUAUGCAGCAAGAGGCAGAGCAGCAGCUGCAGAAACGCUCUCCUGUAGAUUGCCCAUACGUGAGCCUAGCGUCUCGUCUUACUGCCGCCUUGGCAGCUUCAGCUGCCCCAGCAGCUGCAACAGAAACAGCAGCAGCAACAGAAAAAGCAGCAGCAGCAGCAGCAGCAGCAGCAGCGUCUGAGCACGGAGGGGUUCAAUCGUGCUGUUGUGGUUUAUGCGGGCCCGAGGUUCUCGAGGAGGGCAGCGUCUGUAGAGAGGAUUGUCCUGACGACCCCAGCUUUUGCUUGCCUUCUGCUGCUGCUGCUGCUGCUGCUGCUGCUCCUGCAGCUGCUGCUGCUGGGGGGGCUAAUCCAUUAGGCUCGCUGCUGUCUGAGGAGGACAGACAACAGCUCUUAACGGAAGCUCGCGAAGAAAGCCUUAAAAGGGAGCCUUUGCAGCAGCAGCAGCAGCAGUGGGGUCCUCUGGGGUUUGUCAGCAUUCAGAAGGUUGAGAGGAUCCGAGAGGCAUCUGCUGCUGCUGCUGCUGCUGCUGCUGCUGCUACUGAAGCUGCUGCAGAGUGUACAGAACGAGAGACCCUGCUGCUGCAUGCAAGUCUGAGGCCCCCCUCAUGCACGCCAUUUUUAAACUGCGGCAGUAAAACGCAUCUCUUCUUCCAGAGCAGCAGCAGCAACAGCAGCACCAGCAGCAGCAGCAGCAGCAGCAUCAGCAGCACAUAUCCACCUGCUCACUGUUGCUGCAUCGCCGAUGUGCAGGUGCACACCCCGUCCCUUCUGCUGCCUCCUUCAGCAGCAGCCCGCAGCAAGCCUGAGAGCUCCCAGCGGCUGCUGCUGCACCUGCAUCCUGCAUACCUCUACCUACUGGAGCAGCAGCAGCAGCAGCAGCGGCAGCAGCAGGAGCAGCAGCAGCAACGGGAGGAGGAAGAUGAUCUACAGCCGUGGACUGCAGCAGGAGAGGCUUUGCUCCUUCGGGCCAUUCAGUGCUGUCGCGUGGGAGAAGCAGCAACGUUUCAGGUGCAGCUGCAGCAAGACAGCAGCAGCAGCAGCAGCAGCAGCAGCAGCACAGGCGAGUCAGGGCAGCAGCAGCUAGUAGUAGCACUGUCUGUACACCUUAUAGACGUCCUCCCCCUCCCUUCCUUCACGCAUUCAUUCUUUGGAAGCAGCAGCAGCAGGAGUAGCAGCAGCAGCAGGAGCAGCAGCAGCAAGACACAGCACCAGCAUGAUCAGCUGACGAAAGAGCAACGCUCUUCUGACCUGCGACAGCAACAACUGAUGCUGUGCAUACAGUGGCAGAGGGCCUUGCUGCUAGUGCAGCGCGAGCUGCAGCAGUUUGCUGCUGCAUGCAUUGCUCUGCUGCUGCAGCAGCAGGACCGGCCAACUCCGUUGCUGCGUCGGCUGCUGGCGUGCGCCUGCAAGAGCUGUCGAGACACUGCAAGGCCCCUAGCAGCAGCAGAGCAGCAGGAGCAGCAGCAGCAGCCGAAGCAGCAGCACCGCAGCAGCUCCAGAGCGCCACUACCCCGCCGCAAUAGCAGCAUGACAACGGCAGCUGCAGCAGCAGCCCGCAGUUUACUAGGCCUAGCUUCUACGGAGCAGCAGCAGCAACAGCAGCAGCAGCAGCCAGGCACCAGCAAGCUAAGGGGCCUCCUCAUGAGAGGCAGAGCAAAGAUAUCACGGCCCAAAGUGGAGGCAGAGCAGCAGCAGCAACAGCAGCAGCAGCAGCAGCAGCAGCAACAGCAGCAACAGCAGCAGUAUCAACAGCAGCACAGCGGCUCCGUUGUCCGUAGCCUGAGUCGUCAAGGCCUGGCCUCCACGUUUCGACGCCUCCGCAGCCGCAGCAUCGACAAGUGGAUGUACCAGCAGCAGCAGCAGCAGCAGCAGCAGCAGCAGCAGGGUCAUGUCUCCUCAGCAGCAGCAGCAGCAGCAGCAGCACAAGGUUUUCCUAGCAGCAGAGGGGACCCCGGCAAAGAGCUAGAAGGGGGCAGCCUCUGGCGUCUGUGUGCGGCUACCCGAAAAGCCAGCACUCUUCUUUUCCUCUCAGACUUUCAGCAGCUAUUUGACGCUGCAUGCGCUAGCAGCAGCAGCAGCAGCAGCAGCAGCAGUGGCAGCAGCAGCUGCAGCAGCGACACACCAGUGCUUAGAUCCUACCGGCGGCGGCUGCGGGAGUUGCUGCAGCAGGGCGUCUGCAUCCAGGGCGUGUUGGUGCAGCAGAUCAGCAGCAGCAGGCUGUGGCAGCAGCUGCAGCAGGAACAGCGAGCAGCACAAGCAUCCCUGUGGCAGCAGCAGCAGCUCGCGCUUUCACCGCUGUUUCUUCUUCUGGAGCUAGGCGGCCUGUGCUUCUUUGUCUGUCCCCUGCAGCAGCAGCAGCAACUCCAACGCUUUCAGCUGCCGCUGCUGCCCCUCUGCCUGCAGCGCCUCAUUUCGGGCUGCGGGGAGGCUGCAGCAGCAGCAGCAACAGAGCGUGGCGACGCAUUGGUCAGAGCGCGUGAUACGCUGCAGAAGCAGCAGCAGCAGCAGCAGCAUGAACUUGGGGCCCCUUUGGCUCUCACUGACGCUCUGCUGCCGCUGCCCUUCACUGCUGCUGCCUUCUCAGGGCUCGUGUGCACAGAGGCUGCUGCUCUUGAGGCUGCAGGAGACGCAGUAUGGAUGCUGCAGCAGCGCUUUCUACAGCUCCAAGACAGCCAGGAAGAACCACAGCAGCAGCAGCAGCAGCAGCAGCAGCAGCGAGUGUGGGGCCUUGUAUAUGAGGCUGACAGUGCGCUCCCUUCCUUUGUGCCUCUGGAUGUGCCUGCAGCAGCAACGCAGCAGCAAAGGCAGCGGGCGUUCCUUGCAGCAGCAGCACCACCUUCGUUUGCUGCUGGUGAUAGUAGAGGCCAGCAGCAGCAGCACCACUGGCAGCCGCUGCAGCAUUGCCCCCAUAUCUCCCCGCACUCCUGCUGCUGCUGUGCUUCAGCAGGGCCUAAACAAGAGCAACUCUACAGCAGCAGCAGCAGCGGCAGCACGAAGGCCUUUUGCCAUCGUUGCAGGGUUGCAGCAGCUCCCUCUACAUGGCCAGCAGCAGCAGCAGCAGCAGCAGCAGCAGCAACAGCAAGCAGCUUUGAGGAGACACCAGCAGCAGACUUCGUCACCGGAGAGUCUUACGUCUGGACCUCAAGGGGUAGGGCCCCCCCCUUUGCGGGGGCCCCCGUCGAGUCUGUCAGCCUCGCUGUGCUGCCCAAGGCAUGUGUUAAAUAUAGACGAUCCAGCAGCAACAACAGUUGCAACAGCAGCAGCAGCAGCAGCAGCAGCAGCAUGAGACUGCGCGCCAGGGCUGUAGCAGAGGCGCUGCUGCAGCGGCAGCUGCCGCAUACCGACGGCCCCACAGUCCAGGCUGCUCUGAGACAGGGGGGUCUCUCUGCGGGUGUGGGUUUGUGGCUGCUGCUAGAUGAGUUGCUGCUGCUGCUUGCUGCUGCUGCUGCUAAGGACGAACAACAGCGGCAGAUAUGUUGCAGCAGCAGCGCUCAACUCGUCGCCACAGCAGCUGCAUGCGUCUUACUAUGCAAAGCGUUGCAUAAAGUGCUGCGGUAUGAGCAGCAAGUCGCGUGCUGCUGCUGCAGCCCUGCUGCUGUUUGUGAGCACUUCUCUACCUACGCCGCUCUGUGGGCGUUUUCAAGCGAAACACAGCAGCUGCUGCAGCAGCAGCAACCCGCAGCAGCAGCAGCGACAGCAGCAGCAGCAGGUGUGCAACUUGAAAAGGGUCUCCGUGAGAGCUGUUUGCUGCUGCUGCACCGCCGCGUCUGUCUGGCUCUUGCAGCCUCUCUUAUCCGUGCAGAUGCGCUUAGCUGCAUGCUGCUGCCGCUGCCUAUGCUGCUUCGCUGCUGCCUCUCCGCUGCUCUCAAGAGCCCUUCUGUUCUCUUUGAGGAGCUGCAGCAGCAGCAGCACGCGCUGCCGAUCAGCCGCUACGCGCCUGCUGCUCAGCCUUGGGUCCCCGCAUCUGGAGCAGCAGCAGCAGCAACGGCCGGAGCAGCACCAGGAGCAGGAGCAGCAGCAGGGGAAAGCGAAGCAGCAGCAGCAACAGCACUGGGUCUGUGGGGCCGCGUGGCGGUUAAGCCCCCGUUGCCCUGCGCGACGGCCUGUGUCUCUGCUUUGCUGCUGACGGAGCUCGUGCUGCAUCCUCCUACACCCGGCAGCGCCUUGAAGGCCCCUUGCGCUGACUCAAUAGAAGAAGAAGAAUAUUUCGUGGGGGCCCCGCUGCUCGACUGGGGUUGGUUGGGGGCCCCCGGGGCCUCCGCAGCCGCUGCCCUUCCCUUUGGGGGGGGUAGACGACUCUCCCCUCUCUCUCUGCCUGCUGCUGCUGACCUAGGGGGCCCCCUGCAGCACCCAUUGAGGGCCCCCAGGGGGCCCCAAACAGAAGCGGUGACGCAGAUACUGAGCCCGGAGUUUAUUGCUGCUGUCCCCGCUACCCUGAGGGGGGGGCUGCUCUGCCAGCUGCUGCUGCGCGCACUGGCACCUCCAGAGCCAGCCCCGUGGAAGGCAUAUCGCAUGCAGCAGCAGCAGCUGCAGCAGCUGCAGCAACAGCAGCAACAGCAGCAGCAGCAGCAACAGGGAUAUGUUCUGGGGAGACGCCUCGACGGCGUUUCUGCCGCAGCAGAUGACCACUUGCUGCGGCUGCUGAUGCUGCUGCUGCUGCACUUUGACAGCUGGCUGGGAUUUUCAGGGCUCCCAGAGCAGCAGCAAGCCGAGUACCCUGCAGCAGCAAAGCGAACAGGAGCAGCAACUGCAGCAGCAGCAGCAGCAGCAGCAGCAAGACCCGGAGACUCUGAUGGGCCCCGGCUCGUUGCCCCCUUUGGCCUAGACGGCGGGUUCUGCGCCCCAGGCAGCAGCCUGCGGCAGCACCAGCUCAGCAUCUUCGCGGCCCUUUCAAAUGCAGUUGAGGGGCUUCGCUUGGGGGGGCCCCCAGGGGGCCCCCAGGGCUGUCUUCUUGCUGCUGUCCUGUGA
Eimeria mitis is the source of this 5838-nucleotide messenger RNA. RefSeq lists its product as uncharacterized. Lineage: Eukaryota; Apicomplexa; Conoidasida; Eucoccidiorida; Eimeriidae. The record is from RefSeq and is a predicted model, not a curated record. Gene Ontology annotation, biological process: regulation of transcription by RNA polymerase II. Gene Ontology annotation, cellular component: SWI/SNF complex; nucleus. Gene Ontology annotation, molecular function: transcription coregulator activity.